CUGCGUCCCGGUGGAACGCCGCUCCCUAUUUUUCCUGCGGGCAGCCCCGUUUAGAAGAAGCUGGGUCUGGCGCGGUGGGUUCCGGGCAUCAUGCAGGAGCGGCGGCAGACCUCCCGGGCUUCUGGCGCCAUACCUCGUCCCUCUGCUUAUCCGCAGUCCUCGCAGGGCCGGAACCGGGCACGGGAGCGAUAGGGGCAGGAUGCGGCUAGCCGCAGGAGCUCCCGCGCAGACCCUUUCGAGGCAGGUGUGCCGCCGAAGCGUCGCUUCUACGCUGUGCGCCUUCUGGGCUGGGAAGUUUGCUUUGUUUGCGACGCUUAUUAAACGCACGCCGGCCUCCGCGGGCGGGCGGCGUCUGCGUCUUUUCGCCGACUCGAUGGGGCAGGUCCUGUGACGUGGGUCGCUCCUGGGCGCAGCUGUCCGGCUCCUUCCCCGAGAGGCGACUCUCGCCGCCUCUGCCGCGCGGACGGGAGGCCAAUGUCCUUCCUCAGCCUCUCGACACCUUUGCGUCUCUCCUCUGCCCGCUGUUUACAACUGUUGCCGGGAGGAGAACGGAUUUUCUAGGCUUGCCGGGGAGCAAACGGCCGGAGUACCUGCAGGCGGGGAGGCAACCUGCCAUGUGAAGCGUGCCUAGAGAGAGGGGCGGGAGGACCGGCCGGCGCUAGGGAUGGUCAGUCAUGGCUUGGCUGGGCGAGGUCCAGUGGCUCUCCUUGCUUUCCCUGUUCGUGGCUGCCUUGGCCGUCGUAGCCGCCUACCUGGUGCAGUAUGGCCUGAGCGCCUUGCGGCGAAGCGGCGAGAAGCCGCCUCCCUCGCCCCCUUCGGAACUUGUACCAGAGGACGAGGACUCGCUCUUCGCCUGGCUGCUGUCUCUGAGCAGCUGGAGGCGCGAGUGGCAGAAAGCCUGGAUAACUGCGCUGAACUGGGAAGCCAAGCUAAAGGAGGAUUCACGCUUGUUUACAUUUGAAGAAGAUGAAGCUUCUCAGACUCUUGAACUUGUGGUACAACGAGUUGUAAAUGUGGUAAAGUCUGCUGAAGAAAAGGUGGUAUCUUGUAACAUAGCUGGAAAUGCCUUUCAAUUUAUAGUGAAUGUGACCCAUCCUUCACUUACCCCUGCAGAAUGUGAGUCUUACAGUGUAAAACUGUCACCAUUUCAUUUGCAGCUGGAACUUUCAAUGAAAGCCAAAGAAGAAGACAUCCAGGUCAAGUGGUCUUUCAUACACACGUCAGAAACAAACACAGAAAUCAAGCCGAUAAUAGUGCAACAGGUCCAAAAAGAUGGUAACAGUACAGCAUCAGAGAAACUUAAGGGUGUGUUGCAGAAUCUCAUUAAUUCAGCAUCUCCUUCUGUGAUUUUGAGUACAAAAACUACCGAUGUAGAAGCAAUACAGAAAGUACAAAAUACAGGAACUCUCCCUCAGGGCACCAGUCCCCCCAAACCUCCAAGGGCUCAUGAACUAAAGCUGCUCAUGAAAAACGUCAAAGCUUCACUGACCAGUCAAAGCACUGCUGACAAUAUUAAUCCAGUGUGUGUCAUACAGCUCAAUGAUCCUUUGCAAAAGUUUUGCAGUUCUGUAGCCAAUAAUCCCACAGACCUAUCUUGGAACGAAGAGUUCAUUUUUGAAUUGAAUGCCAAAUCCAAAGAUCUUCAAUUAAAGAUCUUCGAGAAUGGGGAAAUUGAUAGUGAUUUUUCUGCUUUGGCCACUGUACCUUUAGAUCUGUUCAGGAAACAGCCUUCUGGACAAAGAAGCUUUGCACUGAAUAGCAAUCUUAGCAGACACAGUCCUACUGUAGGAUUUGUCUCUGCAGAGUUCUCAUACAUAGAACCUUCUGAAUCCAGACACUUGAAAUUUCCAACCACGUUUCCUAUUGCAAAAGUAGAGAAGGAUCGAACUGUGAUGCCUUGUGGGACUGUGGUCACUACUGUCACUGCUGUGAAAACAAAACCUUUAAUAGAAGGAAGAUCAUCUGCUCUGCAUUCAGAUUCACCAGUGAAAAGCCCUGCUAAAAUGAAAGUGAUUGAAAAGGAUUUGUCUAUUCAAGCAAUCCACUGUCGGAAAACUUCAGUAAGCAAGGCUUUAUCUUUAUCAGAUACAGAGUUACUGGUGUUAAAUGGCACAGAUCCUGUUGCUGAAGUAGCCAUUCGUCAGCUGAGUGAAUCAGCAAAGCAGAAGCUCAAGUCUCCCAGGAAGAAAAGCACGAUCAUUAUAUCAGGGGUAUCAGAAACUAAUUUAUCUCAGGAUUGCGAAGCUGCCCUUAUGAUGGACUAUGCAGCAGCCAUGGAUGGCUCAUAUAUACCGAAUGACACUACUGCUAUGGAGGAGUCUGUAGCAUGGUCCUCUCCUGAUGAAGAACUAUCACUGUCUGCAUCUCAAACAUUACCUUCCCAUGAAGACACCCAGGAAAAUAGCCAUGAUGCCUGGACCUUGGAUGACAGCAGCCAGCAGUGGCAUAGCAAUGCACUACUAGACCAUGACUGUGAUAAGGUGUCUGAGAGCUCCAUAAGCAUCUCAGAAUCUGGAACUGUGAAGAAAUCCAAAGGUGGAAUUUUGAAAAAGGGUGCAAGAUUGUUUUUCCUUCGACGGCACCAUCAGAAAGACCCAGGCAUGAGCCAAUCGCAUAAUGACCUCAUCUACCUUCAACAGCCAGUAUCUGAUGGUGCCCCCAAAAAGGGAGGGACCCUAACACGCCUUCUCAACAGGAAAAUUCUCUCCAAGAGCAAGAGCAAAAACAAACUGAAUGGCACAUCAGUUGAACCAUAUGCAUAAAUUUUAGUAUAUGCCAAUAUCAGCUGUUUACAGAAAUAUAAACAAACUGUCAUGAGCUUAAUGAGAUUGCUGUGGUCUGUGGAAGAGGCUGGAAAACAAAGCAGGGAAAUGAAACUUGUGGAAGAAUGCUUACAACGAUUUUAAGUUGCAGAGCCUGCAGGCCAAAUUCUAACCCACACUUGCUUGGAAGAAAGCUCAUUUGAAAUAAACAGAUUUUAGUUCAAAACACAUAUAGAAAUUAAGUUUUAAAAGUUUUUUUUUCAGUUACAGAACAUACUCAGAGUGUAAGAACAGCAAAGAAAGUAUAAUAGAUGAUUGCAUGAGUUAUUGAUGUAUCAUGGUCACUUUUUAAAAAAGAAUAUAAUGGGUGGCAAUAUAAAUUUUAAACAGGGUAUUUAAAAAUAUAAAUAAAGAAAUCCUGAUCCAAAUUAUACGAACUUGAAAAUGCAGUAUAUUUCCGGAAGGAGAAAUUAAAGGCUGAAUCGAGCAGUCUGCUGUAGUAAUGGCUAAUCCUCUGUAAAUAGACUUGCCUGUGAUAUAUAUAGUAGCCAUAUGAACUGGCAACUUGUACAACUACUUAUACUGAACUCGAUUUAAUAUUUUGUGCAUAUACCAUGAUAAACCUUUUAAAAGAUUGCUUUAAGUCAGUGUGCUCUCAAAAUAUUUGAAAAUUCUUCAUGUACUUUUAUGAAAUGGAAAAACUGUAUUGAAAACUGCAGCCAAGUUGUCUUGAAGAGCCUGCAAGUUGUUAGACAAAUGUACUCUGUCACAUUUUAUCCCUGAUUUUGCUAAAAUGGUGCAUGGUUAGUCUUUCCCAGACUCUUCCUUCGCAAUUAGGUUUUAGAGCUUAAAUACUCUAUAAUAUGUCAAGGGGUGUGUGUGAGAGAGACAGAGAUUGCAACUUAAAUAUCAGCCAGGGAGAAAUUAUUCUUUCCAUCUUUAUGUCUGGAAAGUCACAAAUAUAAUAUUUUUAAAAGGUACACAUUCUUACUAUAGACACAUUCCUUAUUGAAAUGCUGAUCUUUAAAUAACUUUCUUGGAACCACUCUAGCUUCAUUGUGCAUUUAGUUUGGAAUACUGUAUUUACUCAAAAGAAAGAUGACCCUAAAUGUAACCCCAUUAAAAAUGUUUACACACACAAAAUUAUUACCAGACACAAUUGUAACCUGUAUGUGAAUAUAAAAUGGCCUUCUCUUUUUUAAUGAAAAACUUGUCUUGCAUUUGAGUAAAUACUGUAUAUGUUUUGAUUGUGGCCUACAAAAUCAAAGCCUAUUACUUUUAUCAGGAAAAACCCAGCACCGAUAUACCAAUAAAGAAUUCAAUGGUAUAAGUGACUGGCUGAUGAAGGGAGCUUUGACUCUCAAAAACUGAUACCUUAGUUGGUCUUUAAGGUGCAACAGAACUUGAAUCAUGCUCUUCUGCUGACUAACAUGGCUACCCACCUGAAACAAUGCUCUUGAUAAAAGUUCAGUGAUUUAUAUAAGCUAUGAUAGUGGUAUUUUAAAUGCAGGUUUUUAAAGCUGAGUAUACAAAAUGAAGUAAUAGGAUCCAGAAAGAUCCAAUUUCUCUUAUGAAAGCUACUUAUAGACUGACUGCUAUAGGAUGAUAAAAUAUUUCACAUGAAGUAGAAGCACCAUGAUUGGGAUCCUAGGCACACUUUCUGAGAUGUAAUGCUUAUUGUAAUCAGUGGGACUUACUCCUAUAUCUUAGGCUCAGGUUAGAAAUACCUUCAGUUUUAAUUUUAUUUCUAUAGCUUGGUAACAGUUUCAGUAGGUUGAACUGUAAAACUGUAUUAAGAAUAAUUUGCUGCUGUACCUCUUAUAAAUACUUGAAGACAUUGAAAAACUGCUGUUUGAGAGUUAAACUAUGACACUGGAUUUUAAGAAAAAUACUAAGGGCAUAAUGUGUCAUUAGCAAAUAGCUUUAAAAAAACACGUGGAAUUAUGUAGCACCGUUAUAUUGAGAUAGAAUAACUUUAAUAUUGUGACUAGAACAUUUUUUUUUCAAAACAGGAACUACCUUCCAAAAGGCUAAUUUAUUUGCAAUAGUUAAAAACAGCAAUGAGACAAUGUGGGGAGGGUGAUGAAAUUUCUCUGUUCAAGUCCCUUUUAAACAAACAGAUAGUAUGGAAGAGUGGUGCUCCAUUCAGUGGAGUCUGAGAAGUGCAGGAUAUUUUGUAAAACCUCAAAUCUAAGCUAUUGACACAAAUUAGACAAAAAUAGAGGAUAUUUAUGCACGCACUGAUGUUUUUCACAAUCAAAUUUAAUGAAAGGUGAAAAUAUUGUCCUGUGGUGCAUGCUGCUUCUUUCCAUAAAGACUUGGAUAUACUUUUCAGUGCAAAAACACUUGUGCAGUCAUCGCUUUAGAUGCUCAGCAACAAAAUAUUUGUCAUUGAAAGUAGCACAUUUGUUGCUCAGGUGUCGCAGAGAUAAUUUUUCAAGUAAUUCUAUUUUGUUAUUCAAAAGGAAUAUCCUUUUCCAUGAUCACUUCCACUGCAUAUUUCUACAGUAAAUGAUUGAAGACUGUAUUUGUACGUACGCUAAACAUGUAUUUCACCAUUUUCAAAUGAAGUGAAUCAUUAAAAAUCAACUUACAUGUA
Messenger RNA from Eublepharis macularius, 5361 nucleotides. RefSeq names its product C2 calcium dependent domain containing 2 (gene C2CD2). Lineage: Eukaryota; Metazoa; Chordata; Lepidosauria; Squamata; Eublepharidae. The record is from RefSeq and is a predicted model, not a curated record. The transcript is spliced from 14 exons. Bases 675 to 2762 code for a protein of 695 amino acids.